AUGUCUGGUCCUCUCGCCCACGCCAAGAUCGUUCUCCGUCGCUCCGGUGAGCGCGGAUAUGCUGAGCACGGCGGCUGGCUCAAAUCCUUCCACACUUUCAGCUUUGCCAGCUAUUACGACCACAAAUUCCAAAAUUUCGGAAGUCUGCGAGUUUUGAACGAAGACCGUGUUGCACCCCGAAAUGGAUUCGGAACUCAUCCCCACCGUGAUGCAGAGAUCUUCAGCUACAUUCUUAGUGGAGAGCUCACGCAUCGUGACAGUAUGAUCAAAAAGGGAGCAGAGGGUGAGCAAGGAAAGGACUUCUAUCGUAUGAAACGAGGAGAUGUUCAGUUUACCACCGGAGGAACCGGAAUCGCUCAUUCCGAGCAAAAUGAAUCCAACAAGCCGGUGCAUUUCCUUCAAAUCUGGGCUCUCCCAUGGAAGCACGGUCUUAAGCCGCAGUAUCAUACGAUGAGCUUCGACGAAGAUGCCAAGCGAAAGGAGUUCGUCCCCAUUCUAUCGCCACUUGCCGCCGGUCCUGAGGCCAAGCCAGCGGAUGAGGAUGCCGCUAUCCCCAAGAUUCCGGGCACCAUUCCUAUUCACGCUGAUUUUGUUAUGGGCGCUGGAAUUAUCGCACCUUCCUCCACAUUCACAUGGAAUGUGGGUGCUGGGGAGGUUGUCAGCUCCAAAAAGAAGCGCAAUGUUUACAUUCAUCUUCCCAUGACGAAGCAGGGCAAGAUGAAGAUCAAGCUUAACGGAAGUGAAGAUGCUAUUCUCGAAGAGGGAGAUGGUGCAUUCAUCACACAAGUCAAUGCUGGGGACUCGCUUCGCGUGGAGAGCAUUGGCGAGGAAGAAGCGGAGGUUAUUGUGUUGGACAGCAACUGA
Molecule: messenger RNA, 864 nt
Organism: Penicillium cataractarum
Lineage: Eukaryota; Fungi; Ascomycota; Eurotiomycetes; Eurotiales; Aspergillaceae
Product: pirin family protein
Exons: 2
Coding region: 1-864 (287 amino acids)
Source: RefSeq, a predicted model, not a curated record